GCCGACGCAGCAGAUGAUAAAAAUGUAAAUAAAGUGCACACUGUUCUGCUUACAAAUAGGAUGAUUGUAGUGCAAAGAUGACUAAUAUGAAAUAGUGUACAUAAAGUUAUUGUAUCAGUCACUAUAAAUUAGAUUAUACUGAUGAAAAAUCAAAUAACAAAUAGCAGAACAUAUUCUACCGUCUAAUACUUAUAUUUAGCAUAAUAGGUUAUAAAUAGAAAUGAACAUGCAACCUAAAUUUAUUUAUUUUGUCUUGACGUUUUUAGCUUUAAUGAUUCGUAUUGGAGGAGAAUUAGAAAACUUAGAAGUAUUACAGAAAAAUGAACUUGAAUCAUCAAGUAAUUCAACAAAUACUUUAUCAGGCAAAGAAAAAUCAGAACAGUUAAAUAGCAUUACAAAUGGUUCUGAAAUGCCAGAAAAUGAAAAAGAUAACUCAAAAACUGUCGCAUCAGACUCUGAGGAAUUUUUAGAAUUUUUAGAUGCAAGUGAAAUAGAAAGUAAAAAUACAAAUGAUACUUCAUUAAGUAAAAAUACUAAUAUAACUACAGCUAAUUCAACAUCAAUGAGUGCCACAAAAGUAAAUUGUUUAGAAGAUAAAGUAUUUGGACCUGUUGAGAUUGUCAAUUAUACACGGUUAAUGGAACUUUUGUUGUUGGAUGCUGCACCAAAUAGAACAAGAAAUAGUAAAGAAGAUAAAGCACUUCCAGGAACAUGUAUCCUUGUUAUGUUUUAUGCUAAAUGGUGUGUAUUCAGUAGUCAAGCAGCACCACACUUCAAUGCUAUACCUAGAUUUUAUCCACAUCUCAAAGUUGUUGCUAUUGAUGCAAUGAAAUAUCAAAAUUUUAAUACCCAAUAUGGAAUUGUUGGAGUACCUACAUUGAUGCUUGUUCACAAUGCAAAACCUGUGGCUAAAUUUAAUGAAACUGUGUACACUCUAGAGACUUUUUCAAAAUUUGUAUCUCAUUUAACAAACCUGAAACCUAAUGAAUCUUUAUAUGUUACAUCAGCAGACUUUAGUGGCCCAGUGUCAUGUGUUCCUACAAAAGAAACUGACUACUGUUUAGUUUUGUCUUGGGUAUUUAUUAUAGCAUGUCUGCUUUACUUUACAAUGCAAAGUGCGUGGUGGAAACAAUUUAUAGAAUCUGUACAAAAUACUUGGAGAGAAAGCAAUGCGCAACAUGAACAUGUAGAUUAAAAUGUGUCUAUAUGAAUUUUAUUAUGAACUGUUUAUUGAUUAUUAUCAACCAAUUUUUUUUACUAUGGUAGUUAUAAUUUAUCUAUAAUUCAUAUUUUAAGUGAUAUUAUAAAUGAUAGCAUCUAUAAGACGUUAAUGUGAACUGUAAAAAUAUUGAUUUA
This is a messenger RNA of Phymastichus coffea, 1356 nucleotides long. It is a transcript of the gene bug, whose product is annotated as thioredoxin domain-containing protein 15. Bases 221 to 1195 code for a protein of 324 amino acids. Gene Ontology annotation, biological process: cilium assembly. NCBI's taxonomy places the organism in Eukaryota, Metazoa, Arthropoda, Insecta, Hymenoptera, Eulophidae. The transcript is spliced from 4 exons. Gene Ontology annotation, cellular component: cilium. The record is from RefSeq and is a predicted model, not a curated record.